AUGGCCUUGCCCGGGGGCCUGGGAUUCAUUCAAGAGAAGAAUGCGACCCUUGAUCUGGUGGAGGGACAGACCGGUCGGCUGAGGGUGAAGGUGGAAGAGAGCUGCUUCGUUGUGGAGAGGGCCUUGCUCGCCAGGCACAGCGACUACUUCCGGGCCCUCUUUCGGUCUGGCAUGCGAGAAAGUGAGCAGGAGGAGCUGCACCUGAAAGGAGGGCUGCACGCACGAGGUUUUCUCAUCGCUCUUGCGGUCUGCCGGCGGGAGAUUCCCACCCUCCGCGACCCGGAGGAGCUGCUCGACGCCGUGGAGUGCGCCGCUUUCCUUCAGGUGCCGUGUUUGAGUCGACAUCUUUGUGAUAUCGUCGAUUCGGACAACUGCCUCUUGCUGUACCGCGCCGCCGACACCUUUGGGGUGGAAAACCUCUUUCGCAGCGCCGCUCUGUUCCUUUGCGACACCUUCGACGACCUCGGGGAAACGGCGCAGGCAACACUCCCCGAAGAUCUGCUGCAGUAUUGUCAGUCGUUAUCCCCCGCAUCUUACGUCGCAAUCGGUACCCACUCUCCUUCAACGGAGCUGCUCCGCGACGCCCACCGGGUCGUGUGCUACCUCGAUGAGAAAGAAGGACAGUGGAAGCAUCUGACGCACCUCCCGACCCUCUGCAGUACUUCCAUGUGUGGUGUCGCGGUGCUGGACAACCUCCUGUACAUUGUCGGGGGAGUUCACGGUUAUGGAAAGGACGCCGUUGACGGCGCCUUCUGCUUUGACCCUGAAUCGGGGGUUUGGACCACGCUCCCGGGACCCCAGCGACCCAGAUAUGAUUUCACCCUGCUGGCGCACGAGGGCCGACUCUACGCCGUUGGAGGCGAGUUCCAGAAAAGGCACAUCACCACCGCAGAGCGUUAUGACCCUCUGAAGGGAGACUGGACCUUUAUACGACAAGCGCCGAGGCCGGUCGCUUCGGCCGCUUGCGCCGUCGCGAGGCAUCGGAUGUUCGUUUGCUUCUGGAAGCCUCCCGAUACCACGGACAUUUACGAGUAUGUGACGCUCGAUGACCAGUGGAAACUGACCACCGCCAUGAUCAGACCUCAGAGUUACGGCCACUGUAUGGUGGCUCACAGGGACAACCUGUACGUCAUGCGCAACGGGCCCUGCGAUGACUUUCUUCGCUGUCUCAUGGAUUGCUACAAUCUCACCACGGCCCAAUGGACAGCCAUGCCGGGGCACUACAUCAACAGCAAGGGGGCGCUGUUCACCGCCAUGAUCAGGGGUGACUCUGCGCUCACGGUGAAACACAUGCUCACGCUAGAGUAUGCCAUCGGCGCACAUGGAUGGAAGCCCCGAAGGCAGAUGAAGGGUUUUCCGAAGAGCGGAUCGCUCCGGACGUGUUUGCUUCGGCUUCCCAAGACAGGGCCGGCGAUACCUCCGGCGGAAGCGCAGAGGAACCGAAAGGAAAUGCCUUUGAAAGACAAGACGGCACGGUCGGUCGAUGACGUGCUGGAGGUCUAAGGUUUUUGGAGGGAACUGGGAUAGGAGUCCUUGAAUCAUUGGCACACGCCAUCUGUUCUCAGGAUUUCAUCGUGUCGAAAAAUCUUCCUUUGGAUUUGUCACGCUUCUGUCAGGCGGGGGUUCUCACACUUUCUCCGACUUCAUCCCAGACCCCCUCGCUCCCCAGACCAGCGUUUGAGGGCAACCUGCAU
Hippocampus comes (tiger tail seahorse) is the source of this 1694-nucleotide messenger RNA. Its product is annotated as kelch repeat and BTB domain-containing protein 13. Gene Ontology annotation, molecular function: protein binding. The record is from RefSeq and is a predicted model, not a curated record. The coding region runs from base 1 to 1503 and encodes 500 amino acids. Lineage: Eukaryota; Metazoa; Chordata; Actinopteri; Syngnathiformes; Syngnathidae. The transcript has a single exon.